UUAGAGCAUUAGAGUCCUUUACUUGUGUUUAAUGGCUUCGUAUCUGUCCUCAUUCUCUUCUCUUCUCUCCCCCGAUUCACACAAGUACGGUACGCCACUAGAGGUUUGUCUCUUUCUUUUAACAGCUGCUUUCCGUUUUUAUUUUUGAGUAAAAACUUUAACUUAUGCGGAGAUGGAUAGCCAGGCCCAGGCAUUGAAAUGGUGAUUGAAUGUGCUUUUACUUGCUGUCUUCUGUUUCUUCCACAACAGUACAAUGGGGGAUCUCUUUACAGUCCAAAAAAACUAUUGGCAUAGCCUUAAAAGAUUCGAGCAGAGAUGCACUUAGAAUUUGUGGCCUUCAUGCGGCUAUUUAAAAGUGAAGGACCUGUGUUCUCUUAUCCUUUAAUUCACCUGUUCCAUUAGAAGAUCAUUUCAUCAUCUAACAGAAAUGUCUGCUCAAAUCAGCAAUGUACACCUAACUGCUCCAAUGCUGCCGGAAAGCAUUGCACCUAUGACUGAUGAGGAAUCAAGGAGAAGUGAUUCCAUUUCAGAUCAAAGUGAUGAUGACAGUGUUGCAACUUGUCGAGUGUGCCAAUGUGCUGAAUCUGACAAAAGAGGAGAUACUUCACUGGGAUUUCUAGGUAUCAUCCCUCCAUCAGGUGAUGCACAGGUUCGAAAUUGGGAGAUUAGGACCAAUCACAGCGAAGAGAAAGAUGGUGAUUACUGUGCUUCAACUGAUCUGAAAGGAUCUAAACUUGUUGAAUUUGUUAGUCCAAGAGGGGAAGUUUUUGUCUGUAAUGCUGAUGUUGAAAUGGGUUCUGAUCAUAACCAGGACACAUUGAUUGAACUUGGAUGUGCCUGUAAAAAUGAUCUUGCCCUUGUACACUAUGCAUGUGCACUGAAGUGGUUUGUCAACCAUGGAUCCACCACCUGCGAGAUAUGUGGAUGCAUAGCAAAACACAUCAGAAUUUCGGACAUCAAGAAAGUUAUAAGCUCUUUGAAAGAGUAUAGUUUGUUAAGGGAAAGGACUGCAAAUGGAGAACAUAUUCCUUCACAGUUGCCAGAAUACUCCAGUGUGGAUCCUGAUGCUGUUGCAACUAUUCAAAGGCAAAGAUUGAGUGAAAUUUCAUUGUGGUUCAAUCCCCAUAACAACACCACUGCUCCUUCACAGGUUGUUAGUGAGCAACCUUCUAUUGUUGCAGAGGAAGUUUUCCCAGCUGAAAACACUGCAACCAAUUGGGCUUUAGAAGGUACUGGGGUACUUCUUGCCACAGGGCUGCUUACUGUUACUCUUGCUUGGCUCAUUGCUCCUCGUGUUGGAAAGACUUGGUUCUGCAUUAUCCAUGAAAACUGCAAAAACUGGUCUGCAUAUUCUCCUUGGAGGUGUUUGUGCUUUAACAGUGGUAGUCUUCUUCCGCUUUUUUGUGUUGACAAGAAUCAGGUAUGGGCCUGCACGCUACUGGGCAAUCCUCUUUGUCUUCUGGUUUCUUGUUUUUGGUAUCUGGGCUUCAAGAACACAUGAUGCUCAUUCAGCCUGAUUCCAGGUGAAACGUUCAAUCAUCUUCUUUCAUUGAGCUAGUGCAGGUAUUUAUUUUUUCGUAUAAAUAUCAUGAUUGUAUACCUCUUUUACUACCAUUUUCUUUUUAAUUUCCUGGGAAAUCCCCAAGGAUAUGGGAAGAGAUCUGUAAAUUUCCAGGUUGUGUACAUAAAAUUAAACUCACUCAGUUGGAACUGCAAUAUAAUGUGUGUAUAUCCAUGUUCAACAUUUCAUUUC
This is a messenger RNA of Ipomoea nil (Japanese morning glory), 1753 nucleotides long. RefSeq lists its product as uncharacterized. The record is from RefSeq and is a predicted model, not a curated record. The coding region runs from base 428 to 1501 and encodes 357 amino acids. Lineage: Eukaryota; Viridiplantae; Streptophyta; Magnoliopsida; Solanales; Convolvulaceae. The transcript is spliced from 6 exons. Gene Ontology annotation, molecular function: zinc ion binding.